Messenger RNA from Stegodyphus dumicola, 4486 nucleotides. RefSeq names its product neurotrimin-like. The record is from RefSeq and is a predicted model, not a curated record. Gene Ontology annotation, cellular component: neuron projection. Lineage: Eukaryota; Metazoa; Arthropoda; Arachnida; Araneae; Eresidae.
UUCUAGUCACUCCGAUGAUAUGGAUACCGAAUCAAUUGGUUGGAGCACCUGUAACAACAGACGUCCUACUACAGUGCAAUCUAGAAUCUCAUCCCCGGUCUGUAACGUACUGGAUGAAAGAAGGUGGAAUUAUGGUUCUUACGAACAUCAAGUAUAAAAUUGAAGUUCAACCCACAGUGUUGUAUAAGGUGCAACUAAAGCUGUACAUCAGGAAUCUGCAACCGGAAGACUUCGGAUCCUAUACAUGUGUUGCUAAGAAUUCAUUAGGAGAAACAGAGGGUACCAUUAGACUGUAUGAAAUUCCUCCGCCAUCGUCAAUCGUGAAUUCGCAAGGCGUCGACAUAUAUCACUCGAAGUCGGAAAAAUUGCGGAACGGUCACCAACAGAAUUCUUACAAGAAACAUGAAGAGAAAGAUUAUUCUCCUCAAGAUUCAGCAGAAAAUCCAAAUUUUGAACCCAAAGAAGAGUUUUCUCAGAUAUUAAAAACCAAAGGAGAAAGUAGCUUAACAGGAGACACCACGAGAUCUCCAGCCCAGUGUCUGUCCAGUCUGUUUUGCCUGUUGGUGAUCUACUUCCAUCACAUUUUUGUACUUUACAUAUCGUGAUUCCUCCAUUACAAGAAGCAUAUGAUAAGACAAAAUCCAUGCGAAAGGGUGGACGUCGCAUAAACUCGAAGCGAAUCUGUUCCUUAUGUCAUUUUCGUAGAUGUACUAAAUAAAGGCUGCAUUGGAUCAAAUCUGGAAAAGCGGUGAUGCAAAUCUCAUCCGUCAUCUAAUGUACUCCAUGUAUACAUUAUUUCAAAAUAUAAAAUAAUAACCAUUUUUGGAGAAAGUUAAAAUUUUGCCCUGUUUUAUUAUGACAGGGUGCAAAAAUAUUCCGUAAUGUAAGUAAAUAAAAAAUGUAAGGAAUAUAAAUAUGUAAUGCUAUAAAAGCCUAAAACAGACGUUUAGGCUCAUCAGAGUAAUCUGCUAAUUUAAAAUAUCUUGAAUUACUAACCGUUCCAUUGAUUAAAAUGGAGGAUUUAUUUUUCAUAUUCAUGCUCAUAGUUAUUAAAGUAACAAAAUUGCUAAAAGGUGAAGUAUUGUUAAUGAGAAAGCAGUUUAUAUUUCCUUAAAAUGACAGUUACUGAAUUAUUUUACUGCCGUAAUAUAAUUUGCAAAUAGAAAUAUUUUGCAGCUUUUGAAAGAAGUACUUUUUAUUUUCCUUGUGUAAAAGUUAAGCUUUCAAAACUAAAACUUUCAAAUAAAAACACGGAUGGUACUGGCUAAGUUGUAAUUUUUAAGGCUGUUUCUUAAACAUCAUGAAGCGACCUUACCAUUUAAUAUAAAUUAUGACUUAUGUUACAUAUCAUCUUCACAAAUUAUGAUGUUUUCCACCGCUUUCCACACAAUACACUAUACAAAAGCUUAAUCAAGACUAUUAAUAAUGUAACAAAGCAAAAGUAGCAAAAACGAAAGUUUGUGUUAAACACCAUAUUGCCCUGCAGCUUUUUAUACGAACAACCAUACGAUAUGGAUACGGAUUAUGAAGUUGCUUAUGUGGCCCCAGAAGGACCUUUAUAAGCUAGGUAAAAAAGUUAAGCUUCUGGGAGCACAUGACUUUUACGAGCUAGCAGAUGAAACUGCAAGAGCGAUCAAGUAAGCGAGGUAAAAGUGGAGAGAACAUUGUCAUCCUGUUCUGCAUGUGCGCCUGUCUAAUGAAAAGCAAAGGGCGACAAAAGUCACGCUGAGCAAGAAAACAAGUAAAUUUUUUGCAGUCAAAGCUAGGUUAAGAAGUAAUCAUCUCUAAGCAUUUGACUAGCGCAUGUUUUUAUCAAAUUAUCUUCUGGAAUGAUUUGGUAGCAAAGAACUUUUGAAAAAUGUAAAGCCUCACAGCUAAGUCUAGAUCUAAAGGAACAUCUUUUAAGUUUAAUAAUAUGGUCCCCUAUAGCGUCGAUGCUCAAGCAGUGAUAGAUCAGUUUGUUUCUAAUCAGGUAAUAAGCAUUUACAAUUCUAAUAUUAUUCUGUAAUACCUGAAGUUUGUAGAAGUCUGCCUUUGAGGCUCACGCCCAAGCUGCAGAUGCGUAACAUAGAAUUAGCCUUAUAAUGCAUAGAUAUACCUGUGUCGUUUUGUUGAGAGACAGUCCAUAAUAACUUUCUGGGCGUAGAGAAAGUUGGUUGACGAUACCAGAGAUUUUUUGUUCUAUGAUGUGCUUAAUAUGACAAGUCCAUCUGAGCUUUGAUCAAUAAUAAUCCCUAUAUAAUUUAUAUCAUUUACACGGUUCACAAAUUUUCUGAAUAAGCGAAGGAUGUUCAAUAUAGUUUUUAAAAUCUGGCGCCUCAUUUACAACAGACGCUCAGACUUUAACACUUAUUCUCCAUUUUCUGCACCAAUCCUCAAUAUAUGAAACAAAAUCUUUGAGUUUGGAAGUAACAUUAUCAUUUUGGAUAGAGAAGAACCCCGCGGUAGCUUGAGAUAACUUUAUAAUGCAUUGUUUUCCAUUGCUAAGAAAUGAAUAUAGCUAAACGUGUGAUGUAUCACAUGUGUAUCUAACAUUAGGUGGGAUGUAUCACAGGAUUUACUUUCCGCUCAUCAAUUUUACCCUCAGCCACCCUACUAAGUCGUAAAAAGGCUUUUGUUCCCAUUCUAUGGCUCAGGAAACUCAAACAGUUCAUUUUAAUAAGCAGCAGCUCAGUGCUGAAUCUUCCCAUGCUGCCGUGAAAUACUUGUUAGCAAAGCAUAUUCUAGAAAUGUUGCAAAAGUAAUUAAUUGGUCAAUACUAGAAACUACAGACUGUUGCGGAAUAUCAGCAAAACAUUAAAUUGCUUCACGCGUCGAUGCAGAUUUUUUUGCCGCUUCAGAAGAACAAAGUUCGCCUUAUUCCCCAACAAACAUUGAAUAAAUGAACUCAGUUAGAAAUAAUAUUACCUAGGGUUAAAAAAAAAUAUUUAUGUGUCUAACCAGAAAUCCGUCACAGUUUAUUGAAAGUAAACAGAAAUAAAGGGAUGUGUUCGAGAGUUAAUAAUUUUAAUUUCUUAUUUCGUUGAUUACAUCUAAGUAAAUCAUUAAUUUAUUAGCAGUCAUUCUAUCUUGCUUUUUCAUUUUGUUUAUUAUAUUAUUUCAUACAUUUUAUUUUAAUCAAUAAUUCCGCCAGAAAACAUAAUGUUAUUUAUUAAACAUUUAUCAGCUGAGUUUAAAAUCUAUUCAAGUUCUCCUUUUAUAAGGCAAAAAACAAAUAAAUACGACCAAAAAAUACUCAUAAAAUUAAAUAAAGCCCUUUUGUAGUAACCGUUUCAGAAUUAGCUUUAAAAUAAAGAACAAAAUGGGGUCUCAUUUUAAGGAGAAAAUACUAAUUUUUAUUUUCGAUUUUUAAAAAUUAUAAUGAAUUUAUCAAACUCCAUUUGUACUUAAAUGGAUCUAUCAUUCCUGCCAUAAAAAAAUUAUUAUUAAAUCUUGAGUAUAGAACUAAUUAUUUUUUAAGUGUUGACUUAACGUAAAAUAACUUUAAUAUCUAAGAAGACAUAAUUGAAAACAAAACUUUUAGUAACUUGGCAAUGUAAUCUGAUUUCUUAUUGACAUAUAUUUGAUAAACGAUUUUAAAAAUAUUUAUGUUUAAAAGUACUUUAUCUCAAUAAUACUUUACUUUUACUUUAUCUUAAUAAUACUUUAAAUUUACUUUAUCUUAAUAAUACUUAGAUAUGCAGAUGAGAAAUUAAAGAAAUAAAAAUACAGAUCGAAUUCUUUGAAAAAACAUUCAUACACUUAAUAAAAUCAUUUUAUUAACUUUUGACCAUAGUGCAUUUCUAAAAUUUACAAUUACAGCUUUAAGUAAAACUAAUUAAGACACGCCAUUCAUUAUAUGAUUUGUAGUUAUAUGAUAGAAAAUAUGUGUGCGUUCAUCCAUGUGCAAGCAAAUGUUUAUAAGAGAAUGAAGAAUAAGUUUCGACCUUUUAGUAAAAAGUUGCUUUACUUUAAUCCAAAGUUACUGCAAAGAAAUCAUCUAAUUUCCUAAAAACGUAGGAGCUUGUUAGCAGUUAUCAAUUUCAUGUGCUUACUCUUCGGUAACUUUCUGAAAAAAGAAAUGUGAAUUCCUCUUAUUCAAUCAAAACUUUAUUUCUCUUUCUUGAGCUGCACAUCAUUUUUGGCAGCUUUCAGUUUAAUCCGUUUAGCGGUUUCAAACUGGCAACCUACAAAUACAUCGCAUGUAAGUUAACUAGCAUUAUUAUAAUAAGAGUUUAAGGAAAAGGUUUAAGAUUUUAAUGAUUUUGAGUGCAAUUUUGCAUUACUUUAAUGACCAUUAAAACUAAACGUGAGUAUCGCGUCUAAAAUUCUGUACACAGUGCUAAUUAAGUUACACUGUGAAAUAAUUUUUUUUUCAGAGAUUUGAAGAUGGAAAUUGAUUAAUAUGUUUUUCGCGUCUGCUUAAUGAUAAAUACCUUGAGUUACGAAUUUUUGCAAUAUUGCCAAUAGUUUUUUCAGAAACAAAAUUUUUUGCGAAUACUUCCCC